Molecule: messenger RNA, 3205 nt
Organism: Neoarius graeffei (lesser salmon catfish)
Lineage: Eukaryota; Metazoa; Chordata; Actinopteri; Siluriformes; Ariidae
Gene: rap1gap2b
Product: RAP1 GTPase activating protein 2b
Exons: 24
Coding region: 147-2315 (722 amino acids)
Biological process (GO): regulation of small GTPase mediated signal transduction; activation of GTPase activity
Cellular component (GO): cytoplasm; plasma membrane
Molecular function (GO): GTPase activator activity
Source: RefSeq, a predicted model, not a curated record
AGAGAGUGAGAGAGGAGGCUGAAGUAUAACUAGUGGAAGAACAGAAAGAGACCUACACAUCACACCACAGAGAGACGAGGGAGUAAGCAUCCAGAGAAAGAAGGAGAAAGAGUGGGAGGCAAACAAAGAGUGGGAAGAAGGCAACCAUGCUGAGGAGGAAGAGGAGCGUGUCCUUCGGAGGAUUUGGAUGGAUUGACAAAUCUAGCAUUACCGCGCUUCGAACCCGGAAGCAGGAGAUGCUGACCAUCUCGAGUGUUCCCCUGGCAGACUGCCCUCCAUCUCCACCAAGAACUGCUCCUGCUGCCUUGAAGUCUACACCAUUUUUUGACUCGCUAGAAAAGAUGGAGCAGGUGUCUGAGGUGGAUGAGAUGAGGCCAGGCCCACAGAGAGUAAAGGAUAACUAUGUUUCAUACCCGAGUAUAGAAAAGGUGCUCCAGGAUGGCCCACCGUAUCCUCAGGUGAUCCUUCCACAGCUUGGAGGUUACUGGAUCGAAGACCCUGAGAAUCCAGGCAUCACACCAAAUUCUGGAGAAAGCAGUUGGUAUCCUGAGGAGGAUGAAGAAGGUGCAAACUCAGGGGGAGAUUUUGGAUAUCGACUGGAGAGUAACUAUGGCAUACGAGCCUACCGCAAGCACUUUCUGGGCAGAGAACACCUUGACUUCUACUGCACAGCCAGCAACCAUGGCAACGUUGUCCUGUCCCUCCGGCAUGAAGAAACAAAGGAUCAGGAGCAUCUGCACAUCAUUUUGAGGACUCCAGCAAAGACAAUCUAUGACAGGAUUUUGGUCACAGGUUUGCGUAAACUCCCCAGCGUCCCUCAGUUAGCCAAGCUGCUUUGUGAAGAUAUUUUCGGCUUGAAGUUCAGUCCUGUGUUGUACCCUAAAGGAUCUCAGUUAAUACUGAACUAUGAUGAACAUGAGCUGAACAACACUUUCAAGUUCGGUGUCAUCUACCAGAAGUUCGGUCAGACGUCAGAAGAGGAGCUGUUUGGAAACAAUGAGGAAACACCAGCUUUCACAGAGUUCCUCCAAGUGCUGGGAGACUGUGUGGAGCUGCAGGAUUUUAAAGGUUUUCGAGGUGGGCUGGAUGUUCGUAACGGGCAAACAGGCUCACAGUCAGUCUACACUGUUUUCAAAGGGCAGGAGCUCAUGUUCCACGUCUUGACCAAGUUACCCUUCAUAGAAGGGGACAUGCAACAGGUUCAAAGGAAGAGACAUAUAGGAAAUGACAUCGUGGCAACGGUUUUCCAAGAAGAGGCCACACCGUUUGUGCCUGACAUGAUCGCAUCCAACUUUCUUCACGCCUAUAUCCUGGUCCAGGUAGAGAAUCCGGGUACAGACGACACCACGUACAAGGUCUCUGUCACAGCAAGAGAUGAUGUGCCACAAUUCGGUCCUCCGCUCCCAAAUCCACCGGUCUUCAGAAAGGGCCCAGAAUUCAGAGAGUUCUUGCUGACUAAGCUGAUCAAUGCAGAGCUAGCCUGCUACCGCUCAGAUCGAUUUGCCAAGCUUGAGGAGAGAACGCGAACAGCAUUGCUGGACAGCCUCCAUAAUGAAUUGCACAAACAGACUCAGGCGCUUCUGGGUCAACCACUCAGCAGUGAUGAGGAGCGAAUGGAAAAUGGAAGCCAUGGGGGAAUACUGGAGUCUAUCAAGCGAGCAAUGCGUGUGCGUAGUCACUCAAUGGAGACGAUGACAAGCUCUCAGAAGCAUGGCCGCUCUGCAGGGGGAGGAGGGGUGCCCACCAGUCUGAGUGGAGCGGGUCUCACCCAUAGCAGCCCUGAGUGCAAUAGGAAGUCGGGCUCAGUAUCAUCUACAGCCAAGUCUCCUCUGAAGAGCCCGGUGAAGAGACGCUCAUGUCUUUUCCCUCGGCUGCACACUAGCAUGGACGGACAGAGCGAACGUCCAACACGCAGUAUGCUCUGUGAACAGAGGAGUCUAGACAACGGUCACCUCUCGCAAGAGGUUAAAUCAGAGACCUCAUCAAACCCCAGUUCUCCAGAGAUCUGCUUGAGUAAAGACAGACCAACUCUGAAGCUCCAGGAGUGCACUCGAAGCCCAGAAAUCUCUCGCUCUCCAUCCAGCACAAGCAGCUUCAGUAGUGUGGCUGGAGAUACGGACACCCUUGAGGAAGGAGACCCUGUUUCCCCCAGUUUAUCACCCAUGUGUGGCUCCUCUCUCGGUGUGGAGGGUCAAAGUGUAGGAACUCCUGUUAUCAUGUGCCGCAGUCCCACAGAGUUCAAGAAUAAGAAUUCUCCCAGAUCCAGCCUGAGGUUCCGCUUCGACAAGUUGACCCACUCAACACCUGGGCACUAGUGACCAGACAAUGAAGAGAGACCAGGAGCACUGUGUGAGCCAAACAUGAGCUGUGGAAUAAGACAAAAUACUGAGGAAGAGGGACACUGGAUUUGAAUGAUUGCUAAAGCGUGACCUGCCUCCAAGAUGGCAUGAGUGGCAUGAGUCAUGUGAUCACUUACAUGUUAUAUACACAAAUAACACAACGUUAUUAGAGCUUAGCAGGUUUAUCCACCACUGAUCCUGUUGACCUGGAAUAUUCUGCUUAUGCUUUUGAUGAAGUUUUUCACAACAAAGGCUUGUGAUGAGUUCCUAGGAUGAUGCUAGAGCUUUUUUUUUUUUUUUUAAUAGCAAUAGAUAUCAUCUGUUGAGACAGAACAGUGAACGUUAUGCAGGACAUCAUAGCUGCAACAUAUUUAAUUCAAAACAACAAAGUAUUCCAGACACCUAAUAUUUCUGUUCAUGGUUUAUAUUUCGCACAUUGUGCUUUAUUGCCUUUGACAUUUCAGCUGAAUGAGAUUAGAGCCCCUUUACUGCCCCUCAAAUCUGUUAUUAUGGUUGGUAAAAACCAUGCAAGCCUAUGAAAAGCAGAUGAAGUAACUUGUUGCAGGAUUUCACAACCUUUUUGCAGCCUGGGUUUCCUUUGUGUGUGAACAAAACUCAGACACCCUUAUCAUUUCAGCACAGAUUAUUAUUUUUUAUAGCAUUAUCCUACUAUACAAAUAUUUAAGAGCAUUAUGACAAAUAUGAUAAAAAUAUAGCAAAUAUGAGCCAUUUUAUUUAUUUAUUUAUAGAGAUUUAUUGAGAGAUUUUCAUUCCUGAACUUUCCCCCAAAGAACUCACACCAGUUGCACUGUGUCAGAAUAUUGAUUUUGUAUCAUUACAAUACUUUUCUUAGUUUUAGUUAAGAA